Molecule: messenger RNA, 1497 nt
Organism: Spathaspora passalidarum NRRL Y-27907
Lineage: Eukaryota; Fungi; Ascomycota; Pichiomycetes; Serinales; Debaryomycetaceae
Gene: DUG3
Product: glutamine amidotransferase subunit
Exons: 2
Coding region: 64-1104 (346 amino acids)
Source: RefSeq, a predicted model, not a curated record
AUACCCACCAUCACUAAUAGCAUCACCAUGUGUCGAUUCAUGAUAUAUAAAGGAAGAGACUCAAUGGUCCUUUCUGAUUUGCUCACAAAACCAGCCCAUUCCAUAAUCAACCAAUCUUUUGACUCUCGACUUCGAUUAGAUAUGAGAAACCCCAUUAAUGGCGAUGGAUUCGGCGUGGGAUACUACACCAACAACAACGAGCCAUGUAUAUUCAAAGCCAUCACACCAGCGUGGAACAAUGUUAAUUUGAACAAUUUGGCCAGAUGCACCUCUUCCCAUUUAGUGUUUGCUCAUGUGCGUGCCAGCACGCAAGGAGUGCUUAGUGAAACAAACUGUCAUCCGUUCCUGGUGGGCAAGAUUAUGUUUAUGCAUAAUGGCGGGGUCAGCGAAUUUUCCAAGAUAAAGAAGAAGUUGGUUAAUCAUAUUGAAGAUCGGUUCUUUUUGUUGAUUCAAGGGGGAACUGAUUCUGAAUGUUGUUUUGCCUUGUUUGUCGACACUUUAUACAAAAUGGGCUAUGAUCCUGAAGAUAUAACCACCACAUUCAGUCAUGUUAUACUAAGACAGGCAUUGUUGACAACUAUAGAACUCAUUAAAACCUGGCAAUGUGAAGUGACUUCCGAUCCGUCAUUACUCAAUUUUGCCGCCACCGACGGUGAAUCAGUUGUGAUUUCUCGGUACAUUACGCUGAAGUCUGAUGAAGCAGCAUCACUUCAUUUCAGUACGGGGCUGAAAUUCUUUGAAUACCAACCGGGAUUAUUCAAAAUGGAAAGGUUGAAUCGGUCCCAGGAUGUUAUAUUUGUCGCUAGUGAACCAUUAACUUUUGAACGUGGCGAUUGGAUGUGUGUGCCCACUAAUACUGUGGUUACUAUAACUAAUAACAAUACCGUAUUGGUUCAUCCUAUAAUGGAUGAAUUUUACGAUGAUGUCCAUGAGAGAAACUCCGGCUUGGCCAUGUCUAAGGGGUUGAUUGGUGGAGUACCUACGAUGAGUGAGGAAGAACUGAGUCAUUCUGAAGUUAAUUCUGAAGUUAAUUCUUCCAUCGCUGACUUACCACCUUUGGAAAGAGAAGGAAGAAAUGUAAGACGGGUGAGCGAGGUGGCAUAAGCCUAUACAGCAGUAAAUCUAUGCUUGUAUAUAUAUAUAUAUAUAUGAAUAUAUAGUCAUGAAUCAUUUUUAUAAACGUUUAACCUUGGCUGGCGGCUCUGGUUAAUUGUGUUUCUUGUUCCUCUUCUUCUUCUUCCUCAACUGGUGCUUCUGGUUCGGGGUCCAUGUCAGGCAAUACGAUGAUUUCAUUAUAUUUGAAGCUUAUUGGGUCGUAUUCCUUCAUUUUAUUUCGCACAGCAUCACGACGGGAAACAAUGUCGAAUCCGCGAUUGUCAUUCAAUAAUGCCAUGUUGGAACAGUGUAGUAAUUCGGCAAUCAAUUCACAGAUUUUGAAACGUUCAAAACCUAAUGGUUCAAUUUCACCAAAGGGAGUUUUCAACUUCAAGUUAGAGU